Molecule: messenger RNA, 1694 nt
Organism: Brassica oleracea var. oleracea
Lineage: Eukaryota; Viridiplantae; Streptophyta; Magnoliopsida; Brassicales; Brassicaceae
Product: transcription factor MYB28-like
Exons: 3
Coding region: 415-1482 (355 amino acids)
Source: RefSeq, a predicted model, not a curated record
AACAUUAUAUAUAGAGUGAGUAUAGCUCAUAAGCUCACCACCAUGCAUCAAACAAUUCACGCCUCUUAGCUCCAUAAGCUUCUUUAUUAUGUUUUAGGUAUUAUAACAUUACAUGAAUAUAUAAAAAGCAAAAUUUGGAGUCUACGUGAAAAAACAUGAAAACACCUUGCAGCUCUGUGGGUAAGACCCAAGAGCGUUUCUCGAUAAGUCUCAUAUUCAGAUGCAUCAGAGUUCUCAUCAAAAGAUCUAUUUCUUUCUUAUCCUAUUAGAAAAUUUCCUUUGAAAUUUUACUUUCUUCAAGUAUAUCUCUCUCUCUAUAUAUUUGCUUUCUUGGGUGUUUUCAGUCUUUCAGAGGUUUUAUAUAUAUAUAUAUAUGAAACUUUGUCUACUAGUGUGCAUAUAUAGCGGCGAAAAAUGUCAAGAAAACCGUGUUGUGUCGGAGAAGGGCUGAAGAAAGGGGCAUGGACCACCGAAGAAGAUAAGAAACUCAUCUCUUACAUCCACGAACAUGGAGAAGGAGGCUGGCGCGACAUUCCCCAAAAAGCUGGGUUAAAAAGGUGUGGAAAGAGUUGUAGACUGCGUUGGACUAACUACCUAAAACCUGAUGUCAAAAGAGGCGAGUUUAGUUCAGAGGAGGAACAGAUUAUUAUUAUGCUUCAUGCUUCUCGUGGCAACAAGUGGUCGGACAUAGCGAGACAUUUACCUAGAAGAACAGACAAUGAGGUCAAGAAUUACUGGAACACUCAUCUUAAAAAGCGUUUGAUCGAACAGGGUAUUGAUCCCAUGACUCACAAGCCUCUGGCUUCUAAUUCCAACCCUACCGUCAACACGCCUCCAGAGAAUUUGCAUUCCCUUGCUGCGCCUAGUUCCGACAAGCAAUACUCCCGGUCGAGCUCAUUGCCUUCCCUGUCUCGUCUUACCAACAAAGAUGGGACACCAGUUCAAGGCGGUUCCUUGAGUCACAAGAAAAGUUUUAAGAGGUCGAGUUCUACAUCAAGGCUUUUGAACAAAGUUGCGGCUAAGGUCACUUCUGUAAAAGAAAUAUUGUCGGCUUCCAUGGAAGGUAGCUUGAGCGCUACUACAUUACCAUAUGCAAGCUAUUCUGAUGGCUUCUCUGAGCAGAUUCGCAAUGGAGAGGGUAGUUCCAACGCGUUCCUGACAAAUACUCUCGCCGAGUUCGAUCCCUUCUCCCAAUCACCGUUGUACAGUGAGCAUGAGAUCAACGCUACUUCUGAUCUCGGUAUGGAUUACGAUUUCUCACAUUUUCUUGAAAAGCUUGGGAGAGAUGACCACAACGAGGAGAACGAUAUGAAUGUCGAGUAUGGUCAUGAUGAUCUUCUUAUGUCCGAUGUGUCUCACGAAGUCUCAUCAACAAGCGUUGAUGAUCGAGACAAUAUAUUUGAAAAUUUUGAGGGUUGGUCAAAUUAUCUUCUUGACCAUGCGGAUUUCGUAUAUGACACGGAGUCUGAUACCCUCAUAUGAGUCUCCAUUACCAAACAGAAAGGUUUCAAACUAUUUGAAACUUGCCAACGAGAAGUUAUGUACGUGUGUAUUAUUUGCAUCGUUUAGUAUACGUCCAAGCUUUCAGGGGUAAUAAUCCCGAGUUUAGGGGUUAUAUCAUGUCAAAUAAGGGUUAAUCUUAAGUUUCCGCAAGAAGUAAAAAUAAUAAUAAUCGAAUUAGGGUUUCUCUGCCA